AUGCUGACAAACAUUCUCGAUCAACUGAUCAAGACCUACGGCCAUGAGUUCCUCGGCGACUGGGACCCGAUAAACAACUUCAGGAUUGACUCGCUCUCUGAGCCGGAGGUUCACCUGACCAACAUCCCUUUCCCGCAGCAGCUGUUUGAUCUCGCGGAAAUCCCUUUCGCCGUUGAUUACUCAAACAUUGCCAAGGUUCGGGCGCGGUUCUCUUGGCAAAUUUUCUUUGGGUCGCCCUCCUCCAAUCCGUUCACGAUCGAAGCAGAGGAUCUCGAAAUCCGACUGCGUCUGCUGUACCCGAGCGAGUGGGAUGCGGAGCACUGGCUCGCCAAAGUCCUGAAGGCGAAGAGAAAGCGAGCCGACCUCUGGCAAAAAUUUGCCUCCUUGCUCAGUACCUAUGUGCCGGACAAGAAGAGUCUCACUCAGACAAUUGAGCCGCGAAUCGUGAACGCACUCAAGCUCCGGGUGAAAAACAUUCACGUCCAUUUGGUUGAUGACAAUCUUCACCAGACGCCAUAUGCCUUCGAACUGAAGGUCGAUGAAUUUGUCAUCGACUCGCCCCAGCGGGGGGACCCGCGUCUCUCCGAAGUCGAGAGCACAGGAUCGGAGAACUGCCUGUUGAUGGGCCUGUGGAUGCGAUUCGUCGGGAUGCACUUCUGGUUUCGAGAGUUCCCUCGGCCGAUGCUCCGCGGACGGGCGGGACCGUCGGUUUUCGUGAGAAAGGUCCGCGAGCUGCGUCGUCGUCUGCGGCGAAAUCGGGGCGACGAGGAGGCGCGGCGAGAGCUGAAUGCACUCCUGAAUCGCGAAGGAGAAGACGAAGAUGAGGACGGCGAAGAGGAUGAGGACUCCCGCGUCUCCGGCGUGGAGGCGGCGGCCGCGACGGGCGAUGCCGCGGCGGGCUACCCUCUCUCGUCGUCCUCUGGCAAGCCUAGCACGCCAGCCUCGCGGGGCGACGCGCCGGACGCCGACGAGGGCGGCGAGCAGAAACAGCAAGCUGAUAGGCCAGACAGUGAUCCGUCAGACCAGGUGGUUGGGGGGUCUGGGAACGACCUGAGCGACCUCGGCACGGCGCUGGAGAGGCGAGCUGCGUUUCAGAAGAGCAAGACGACGUUCAAGCCUCGCGCGUCGGCGCUGGAGGUCUCCUCAGACGACGAGGUCCCGAGUGAAGGAGGCAAGUUUCCAGACGAAGCCCAGGGGCGCGGCGCAGCCCUUGGCAGCCUUCCAGGCAGCGAACCGGCGUGGGGCGUGACGCCUGUGGGCUCCAUCAAACUCAUCUCCGCGAAGACAACGCCUCUCGCCACCCAGGCUUCGUCCCGCGAGACGGACGACAGGAAUGCCACGAGCAAGGAAGGCGAAGACGCUGAGGAGCAGAGCAGGAUGAACAAGCUCGUUGCGCAGUUGAGCAAGGAAAUGAUGGAGACGUUCCCGAUCCGCGACGAGGAGAUCGCGAAGGACUUGGCGCAAAAAGCCAUCAAAAAGGGCCUCCUCUCACCCGCCUUGAGCAACGUGAACUCCGACCCGUCUCCAGCGUCUCCACGCAGUGGAGCCUUCGGCACUCGGCGCGGCUCUGCGCCUCGCGGCACAAGCCGCGGCCGCGCGAGGCCGCCUGAGGACAGCGGACGGAGUGACGGCGAGAGCCGAGGAGGCCGCCGCCGCCGCGAGUCCUUCUGGUCCAAAAACGAGAAAGACGGGGACUCCUUGCACGGCGUUCGAGCGGGGAAAGCGUUCAAGGUCGUCCCGAGUCAAAUCAAAGAACUGCUUCCGUCCAAUACCCACGCCUUUCGGGUCACCCCAGAGACCGGCAUAGAGAUGCACAUUCUCUUCAAAAAAUGGGAGCUGCGGGCGCUGGGGUCCUCUAUCCCGGUGAAUAAAGAGCCCUGGAAAAAUGUCGAGCUGUCCUUCAUCGCCCACGACCCAUCAAAAUACCAGUCUCUAGGGAACCCAAUUCGCCCGCCGCUCUGCGCGCCUCCCGCGGCGCGCGUCCCGUUCUUUCAUGUUCCGUUCGCCGCCGCGAGCUCAGGAAGCAAGAGACAGGGAAUGGCGAACCACUUGAUGGCGCGCGAACUCAGCUCGCCGAGCGUCGGCAAGUCGUCGGAUCGAAAGGCCUCUGUGGGCGCCGACUCGGGGGGACUGAAGUCGCAGAUGUCUCUGCGGCGGAAUUCGCCCGCGGUCGCCGCGAAAGAGGUCGGCAUGGCGACCAGCGCCGAGGCGCUGUCUGUGACGGACGAGGCUAUCGGAGCCGUGUCUCCGCCGCUUUUCAACGGUCACCAGCAGCACGCUCCGCUUCGUCUCUCCAUGACGGCGGCAGUCGUCGACGCCUUCUUCAACUUUGUGAAGCUCCUCGACCUCUGGUUCGUCUUCAUGAAGGGUGCGACGCGUCCUCUCAAGCGCGUUGCCUCCGAGAAGGAAUGCACCACAUACGUCGACUCCUGGAAAAAGAAGCUCAUCGGUCAGACCAAACCGGGGGAUGACGUGGAGAAGUACGUUGCGGAGUUCGAACACUCUUCUCCGCUCUUUCUGAUUCUUCGUCUGCGUCAGCUGGCGGAGGACGGACUUUCGUGGAAAGACGGCGUGUCCGCAGCGCUUCUGCGGAAGCAGGUGUUCCGUGCGGUCACCCUGGGUUCCCCGCGAAACCCGUUUUCGUGCACCGGCUGCAGGCCGUAUGUGUGCCGGGAAAACGACGACGAAGAUGAGUCGGGAAACCAGGACUACAGCGAGGCAGGCGGUCGUGAGACGCGCAUAGAUGAGUUCGCCGAAGGGCACGCCCUCGAAGCGGAGGGCAGGGAAGGCGGUUUUGGCGGGAAGCGCUGGUUUUUCUCCGACGGCGAGCUCCAGGUCGUGGUGCCGAAUCUCUGGCUCGAGCUCCUCCCGGUGAUCAAGGGAGGCAUGCACAUUGACUUCCCCGCGAACCUCGCGCGCGCCAGCAAGCGCCGGUCGCGCGCGCGGAGUUCUCCGUUCGGGUACGAGGGCAGACGCUGCGACGACACGGACGAGGUCAAUGCGAAUGGGAGUCGGCGCCGCGAGCGGAUUCGCGCCGGGUUGUCGCGCAUCGAGGGCGGCGGGAGGCAGGUGAGAAGACGCAAGCAGGGACGGAAAUCAAGAGGCUCUGCGGACGAGUCCUUCCCGGUGAAAGACUCGGCCUUGAACGGGGUGCUCGACUCCACGCCGUCACUCGCGUCGGCGCCGCGCAGCGCCGACGGCACGCAGACGCCGCCGUACAUGGCGUACGACUCGGCGUGUGCCUCGGCGGCAGCUAGAAGGGGGGGGUCGCUGAGGCGCGUCGCGUCGGUUGAGAGCGUUGCCACGCAGGUGGCGGCGCACGGUGGAACUCUCAGGAACGGCAAGCAGUUCGAAGAAGACCGCGAGGGAGACAGGCGGCGACAGCCAGAGCGCAGAAGGGACGACCCCCGCAGCGGAGGCGCGAGUCACGGCGCGCGAGCCGAGGGCCCCAGACGGAGGCGGAGUGCGUCGGUCGAGCGCGAGGAGAGCAUGCUUGCUGUGCAGGAGAUGGCUGGUCGAGGAGCUGUUUUUGAUCCCUUGCCCGCCAAGACACUCUGCUUCGUCGUCAGCUGCGACUUCCGAUUCCACCAAAAGAAAAAGUCAGACAUGGUGCGGAGCAACGACAUCUACAUCGACCUAGUUAACAUUCAAAAGGGAGUUGUCGCCCUCCAACUGAAACGCUUUGACCGGCUCUGCUACACCCGCUCCGUCCCCGCGGAACUGAUUCAGACACCUCUGCCGAGAUAUCUCAUUGCUCCAGCGCCUCUCACAUGCGGCGCGUGGACUACAGUCCUUUACAUGUCUUCCUUCCCUCCGUCGCGGAAGGGUUGGGGCGUCGGGCUCGCCCACGCUCCGCAGCGGGCAGUUGUCGACGCGUCUGCAGCUCAGCAGGAUCGCAGCGCCUUAGAGGACGAAGGCGAAUACCAAAUCAUUGGGCAACACGUCAUUCAAGGUUACCAGGCUGACGCGGCUCUCGCGGCGAACUGCGCGACGCCGUUGUCGCCGAAUGGACGGCUAGACCCCGCUGACGGUUUCGAGAGCGACCCGGAAGUGGGAGCCUCGGGGCAGGCCGCCGGCACCGCUGCGGCGGCUCCGCGAGUUCGCUUCGGGCCCGCGGUUGAGGGUAAGCGCCAGUCUGUUGUCUCGCUGUUGACGUCGUAUAUCCAUAGAAUGGGUUCGAGACGGGGGGGUCACGCGGACGCGCGGAAGGAAGGCCUUAUCGCCCUUCACCGCUCUGCGCCACCUGGCGCUCCCGCCGGCGCGGCCUCCGGUCUGCUAGACCCCAGAGCCGCGGCAGGCAGUCUGGCUGACGAGUCGGAUGCAGAAGGCAACGACACCGUGGGCCCAAUAGGGUGCAGCAAGCGGAAAAGCAUUCGCAUUUACUUGUCAGAUAAGCUGCUGUGGGACGAAGAAAACGAGCGGCCCAAGAGCAAGAAGAAGACGGUGAUUUCGCUGCCCGAGCUGACAGUCGUCGGCAGCGAGCUUCUGAGCCUCGCGGACAUCGUGCCCACGACGUUCCUGACUCUGGAUCUGUUCUUCCGAGAGGAUCCCCUCAUUCCGCAGUCUACGCUGGAUGCGAUUGCAUGCGCGGUCAACUACUGCACGCGAGCCGACACCGUGGUCUCCAUUCAGCUGGCGGAGGUAGCCCUGGUGUACCGGCAGUGUCUCCUUGACUACGGGCGCCUGAACACCUACCUCCAGCAUGAGCACCGGACGCGGAUCCAGUCGCAGCAGUGGCGCGCCCAGCUGGCGCAUGCACAGAAAUCGGCUAAAGGUCCUCAGGCUGAGAAAAAGCAGUCUGACGCCGCUCACGGCCGGGGUGCGAGCGACACCGGCCGACACUCGCGGCGGCUGCGAUCCGCAGAUCUGCGCACCACGCACGAUGACCCCGUCCUCUCUGUGAGCCGGCGGAAGCUGCAGACGAUCGUUCGAGACCACUCGUUUGUGACGACUCGCCAGCUUCUGUUUGGAGAGAACAAGAAGGCGGCGAACGGCUCGCAGGCGGCCAGGGGCUUCGACCCGCUCCACGAGCCACAGUACGGCCUGGGCGGGUCGCCUCACCUCGCAUACGACGACGCGCCUCCCGGCUACCACCCUGGCGUGGGGGGGCUCGCCGACGUCUCCGUCCGCGACCGCUGCGGUCCGUUCUGGGGCGAAGGCGGCGAAGCAGUUCACUUCGAGCAGAGCCCGAUGUUCGGUUUCGCUGACGGCGUCGGCUUCGACGACGCGGCGGGCGCCGGCGGCUUUGCGCGACGUGCAGCAGAGACGCAUGGCGGACUCGGCCUCCAAGUGGCUCGCGCGUGGCGAAACUCGACGGAAUUUGACGAUGCGGCAGAAGGGACGCAGGCCCUCGACGCGCCUGGACAGACUCUGCGUCUCGAGCAGCCCUUCGCUGGAGAGGACGAAGCGGAAGAGCACGAGGAGGAAGAGGAGACUGAGGCGUGGGAAGACACGAGCGACCUGUACUCUUCAGACGACGCGGCGCUCUUUGGCGCGUCCAGCUCGACCGAAGAGGAAGAGGAGGAAGAACUCGACGAGGAAGUGAUUUUGGAGGCGGAGAGGGAGCCUGUGGAGUCGAGUGGAUUCGAGUGCGUCGCAGAGGGCGUGCAAGCGGUUGUCGAACGCGCCAGAAUCCUCAUCAAGGAGGAGAAACCCUGCGGAGACCCAGUUGUAGAUGUUGACCUCCACGCAGUCACAGUCGGCGCCUUGCUCACUCCCAGCUACCAGGCUGAUGCGUCACAGGCGCUCGCGCAACUGUGCAAAAUUGAGAGAACGCGGCUUCGCGUGCGUCCUGACCGCAUCGUAGUCACCGUCGGGGCUGUUCACGCAGGCGUCUGUACGCCCCUGCUGUCCCUGGGGGCCACGUGGCAGUAUUUCCUUCCUCAGAAAUACCCUUUCACUAGCGCCCUGCAGAAGCCAGCCAUCUUGGGGAAGAAGCUGAAGCAGAUGAGCUGUCUGCGCGACGUCGACACGCUUGCCGCGGCCGCCGUCGCAAAACUGGAGGAAGAACAGUACCAGCUGAUGCUUAAGGAGCAGCAGCAGUGGCAGGAGGCGGCGCGGAACCAGUACGAGGGAGAAGCGCGCAAACAGCGCGGCGGAAAUGGAGCUGCGGUGACCUCACGCGGAGACGCCCGCCGCUCGGCAGCUCCAAGCGGCUGCCAGCAGCCCUCUGCAGCAACAGACACGGAGUCUGGAAGACGCGGGCCUGGGAGCGUAGCAGGGGAGACAGAUCGGGAGGGCUACACGGACGCGGGAGGAGAUGAAACUGUGCUGCGGAGGUCAGCAAAGGAUGCUGCAGGAGGGCGUAGAAGAAAGGGAUCGACCGACGCCAAACUUGAUAUACCUCCACGCAAGCGACCGAGGCCCCCCGCCCUUGAUCCUCCUGAAAGCGGUAUUUACGCAGAUGCACUUCACCCGCGGUUCGAGUGGCUCUUCAACGAGACGGAGGAGGACGACGAGGAUAGGCAGGGGCAGUCUACGAAGAAACGACCUGCUGCCAGCGAGGGCAACGAUCAUAACGGCCAGCCUGAAGCCGCGCCCUGCUUCGGCAAGUACUUGUGCGGGGUGGGAGCGAAUCCGUCUACUGCGGGAGAGGAGGCAGUGGGCGAAGACGAGGGAAAAGCAGAGCCUGCGACUGCGACAGGCAAGCGAGCUCAGCCGGCGCCUAGGGGCGCCGGAGGCGCCACGUCCCAGGCAGGUAGCUCCGCAGAAGACGGGGCGGUCGCGGGGGACGGCGCGGUUCGAGGCGGCGAUUCCGUCUCUGGGGGGGCCAACGAACGUGGAGCGCUGGCUGGUGACAGGGGCGCGCGUAAUGUCGAGGGAUCCGCGGACGCCGUGCAGGGACUCAGUCGGCGCGUCCACGACGGUUUGCAGGCUCGGGGAGGGGCUGGGUACGAAUCCGACGGCGUUUUGCUGCCUCCGGUCGGUGAAAGACAUCUUCGUAUGGCAGCUGCUGCGCGUGUGGCGACGCAGCUGGCGGCUGAGAAGGAAGCAGCGGCGAAGGAGGCGAAGCGUGUCGUCGUUGCAUGCGACGUCAUCAAUGUUGGCCUCUAUACGGGAACACAGGUCCUCGCUGUGGCGUUGACCACGAAUGAAGUGAAGCUGCGCCUAGACCUUCAGGGAGAGCAGAAGGCGGUGAAAGCGAAAGUUGGCGAGCUGUUCAUGCAACACGUCAACCCGGUGGCGCCGCCUGCAUCCGCGUCGGGCUGCCAGUCCCAGCAGCCGCUGGGACCGAGCACCGCUGGAACCGGUCAGCUACGUCCAGGGUUUCAGCACGCGGGCAUGCGAAGGGCGAGCAGCGCGGUGCGGAGUCGAACCGGGGGCGCUGGCGGCGACUGCUCAGGCUUCGAUCUGCGCAGGUCUCAUGGGCUGCAUUCUCUAACCGGCGGCUUCCCUGCUGCGGCGGACCCUUCGCGUUCGGCGGGCCUCGGUUACUCGAGCGUCAUUCUUUGCAAGUACAUAGCACACUUAGGUGCAGCCAGCAGUGAAUAUCGUCACGCAACCAAUUUCAUGCACCGGCUGUCGUCCCCCGCUGGGGCAAGGGGCGACGACGCACAUGCGCCUGCGACUUCUGGGGAAGGGCUCGAGACUGUCGGGGGAGAGGCGACGGUCUCGCCCGACCGCGGCCGAGCGCGGGUCGUACUCUGCGCAACGCGAACUCGCGAGCGGCGAGCCGCGCUGCCGACCAACUCCACCGAGGCAGGCAGCGACGAGUUUCGGGCACGCUCAGCUGGUGCACUUCACCGCAGAAGACGCAAGAAUGCCUCUGCUCGGGAGGGAGGAGGCAAACACACUGAUGGACGCGGAAACGACGACUUUAUAGACGAGGACGGAGAUAACGACGGCGACUUCGAUCUCGAUGAUGACGAUGCUGGAAAGGUGUCCCGCACACGCCGACACAGCAGCUCAGGAGUAUUUUACCGAGGAGACGAGGGACUGUUUCUCAACGACCUGUCAGCGGGGGGAGCGGAGCGCGACACUCAAGCGACCAAUGAAGAGAACUUCGGGACGGCUCACGCCGCUGAGGCAUCCCGGUCUAACAGCCGCGCGAGUAGCGCUGGCGAACUUCGCGGCGACGACGAUGAGGCCGUCUCGGUCGACCUCGAGGACUCUGGAUCUCCGAGAGGCCGCGCUACACGAUUCGUGUCGCGAUUUGAGCAGAUCGGCCACAGAAAGGCCAGACGGGAUGCGUGUGCACCAGUCGAUGUGGACGGCCUUGCUGCUGAAGCGAGCGACCCUCGAGAGGCCGGUGGCGAGGAUCCGAGUUCUAGUCACGGCGAAUCGCUUCGGUCUUUGUUCAGGCGGAAAACGAGUCGCUACCAGGGGGCCAUGAAGAACCUCUUGACAAGAGAGGAAAGGUUUGCUGCAGGGCGGCGGGGCGUAGACACGGGCAAGAGACUGGCGGAGGCCAGGGCAGCUGCACUCAGAUCUGUGGCUGCAGUGACACAUUCGGGCAGACAGGGUGGCAGGCGCGCUCGGUCUGCAGACAGGAGUCGGCACAAGACAGAUCUUUCUCGAAGAGGAGCGUGCGUCGUGGAGGGGAAUACAGGCCACCUGGACGAGUGGAGAGAGCUUUUAGAUUGCGCAGAGGAAGGCUUUGACGAUGACGAAGAUGACAAGAAAGACUUCUGGAUGGAUCGGGACGGAUUCGACCAGGGGGCCACGGCUUGCAUCUGCGGCGCCGGCGUUCCAGAGGCUCAAGUGGAGACGUUUGUCUUUGGCAACGACGCAUCCGAACGCGGAGCCUACGCGGAGAGCCGCGAACACUCCCCGCGUCGCCGCGGGCGCUUGACACACGCUGCUGCGUUAGCUGCGCCUCAGAUCGCUCUGUCUGUGUCUCUGAAUCCGGGCGAAAACGCGGUGGAUGCGAGCGGCAAAAUCCGUUCCCUCCACUUCUUUCCGACCGUCACGUUCACCUGCUGUGUCACGGAGAUUGCGCUCCAGUCCGUCAGCUUUUUCAAGGAAGAGACGCUUCGCUCGUCCCUUCUUGCCGCAGCUGUCACAGAGGACCCGCUGGCCAGCGCGGUCGCUCGGAAGCACGGCAUCUCCCUCCUUCCUGCCGACAGUGCUCCUGGGCCUACCAAAAAUGGGUCGGCGCGAGUCCCAGCCCCGAAAUCCGCGCCAGCAACUACAACGCUUCCUGCAGCUGCCGGUGGCCGCGGCAACCCCUGCCUCAAAAACCCUUCUCCAUUGUCGACCUCAAUGGCGUCGCGGGCGGAUCCGAAUCGGGCUGGCCUGGAAGUCGCAGGAGGCCCCCCUCCUGCGACUCGCGAGUCUGGCGAGGCAGCACAUGCGAAAUCCGCGCGUUCGCAGGGGGGCGCCGAGUCGGCUCUCAAGGACGAUCACGGAGUUAAGAAGAGCGACGCACGAGCCAAGAGCGACGCAGCGGGUGAAGGAACGCCGGCGGAGAGUCAGCAGUGCUGCCAGAAAAUCACCGUCAACUUCGUCCUUAGUGACAUUUCUGUUAACGCGCUGACGAGUGACGCCGAAGGUCCACGCGCGCUUGGAAUGCCGUCAGGUUCUGCUGCGGCCACUGAGACGACGCCCUCCUUCGCUGGCGCUGUCGAGACUGUGUCUAAUAUCGCCCAGAGGGUGGAGUCUGCGUCACGCUUGGCCUCGACGAGCGUGGCUGCGCCCGGGCCGUUUGGUAGCGAUGCAAGUUUGUCCUCGCGUUGGAGGCCGAACGCGGCCGGGUUCGCGGAUCCGCCGCCGCCAGCAGGACUUACAAGUGAGGCUGUAGAGAAUGUUUCAAGAAGCUACGGCUGUUCCCUGGUUCGCGGGCGUCCCCCCGCACAUAGCUCUUUACCUUACCCAAUGGUCUACACGGCCCAGCGAUGCUGCAGCAUACAGAAACUGCCUUCCUCUGAAGCAGUCCCGCGCCAGCUAUUGGAGACUGGAUUACCCGGACUUCGAAAAGCCGGAAACGGCUCCUCAGCGGCCGGCAAGAAGGCUGGGCAGCCGUCGGGGACUGGACUGUUCGACAGUGCGACGGCUGCCAAUUCAGGGGGAUUCGGAGACUCAGUUUCUUGGUUUCCGGAUAGUCCAGAUUCUCCGUCCGUCCCCUUCGUCGCUUUUCGCCACAUGAGUCGGGUGAAUAGUUUGCCGCAAAUAUGGCCAUCCGAAGUUCAUAGCAGGACAGUGGUCGUCGACUCUCCCACGUUUGGCUUGAAAAUCGAGACUAUCCUAUCGGUCGAGCUGCGUACCACAGUGGCAUCGGACAAGGAUUCGCCGGAUGAGGGUGCAGACUCCGCAGCGAGAGAGGCAGCGGGCGCUGCCGAUCCGGGGCAGGCCGGGACGGCGUCUCAAAGCAAGGUACAUCUUCGAGGAGGAAACACGGCACAGGGAGGGUACAGGAGUGGAGACAGGGCACAGCUCGACCGCAGGCCUGCUCCAAAGUCCACGGUCAUGGAACAGUCUAUUUCAGCUUGCAUAUGGCGAUUCCAGGUGUGUGCAGUCCGCAACUGUACGUGGACGAUCGCGGCUCUCGUUCUGUUCGACACGGAGUACGCGGCAGUUUUGCGACGGACUGUGCUAACUAAACCCGGGGUGAGUUCGAGCGACGGAGACCCUUACGCCCGCACUGAGUUCGACGACGGGGCAGGUGGCCGCGAUGUCGCACUGCUUCGAGGCGGUGGCGUCGUAGUUGAUUCUGACGUCGGCGAGAGCAAGGACGCAGGACGUGGGACCUGGAGUCGACGCAAGGAGGGAGACUCAGUGGGCGCGUUCGGGACCCGUCCAUUGCGUGGGGAAGCUGCCGACGGCACAGAGACCGUGAGAGACUGUGGACGGUAUCCGAGCCAAGGUUACUUCGGAACUUUUGGAGCGGGCGGGACUUGGAGCAGAAGCAUGAGUUUUCCUGAACAGCCGGGACACUCGCCGACGAACCGUGGCACGGCGGGUUCGCCCCCCGAGAGCGGCGUUUCGGCAACGAGUCCCCAGCAUUUCGCAAACGAGGGCGGAUCGUCUGUCGGAGGCACUGGAGGACGCUCAUCCAUCGCCGUGUCCCUCACUGAAGGCUUUGACGGCUCUGAUGGUCAUGUGCUCAUUGACGACGGCGACUCCCAGUCUCAGCGUGCAAACAAAAUGCGACAGCGGCAGCGCGCAGACAGUGUCGAUCCAUAUUUGCCUGUUACGCCCUCUCCGCGCUCGGGUGCAGUGACAGAUUCGGAGAUGGCAGGAGCCGGAUCCGGCCCUCGAACCAAAACGUCCUGGCUCUUCCGCCGAGCGUCUGGGUGGAGAGCGUCGGCAUUUGCUGCUCCUGAGCCGUCAUCAGGUGCUCUGAAUCUAGCCAGUGAAUCGCGAGUGGAGGGUGAGGACAACGGCAAGCGGCGGAGCCUCAUCUUGCGGACCUUUACUUCCAGUCGUAGCAAGCGGGCUUCCAGCAUAAAACAGCCUCGACUUGACAUGAGAGGCAUCGAGGCCAGCCAAAACUCCCUGGGUCAAGCCGCAAGCGAUGAAGACCUCGGGAAAACUGGACAGAGAAAGGCGUCAAAGAGUGGGUUUCGGUCGCGGACGUGGUUUAGAAGGGAAUCACUUCCUGCACACUCUGACUCAGAAGCACCCUUCCUUCCGUCGCAUGCAGCGGGGCCUCCGAGUCUGAUGCGUGUCAGUCACGCGCAGACGCCUACUGCGUCAUAUUUCGAGGGCUCCGUUGAUCCCCUUGCUCUGAGAGCCAGGGGAUCUAGCUCACUAGCGAGGACCAGCUGGAUUACAGGCCGGCAUGCUCUGCAAAAACGUAUGUCUUUGACCACUCGCAUCGGCAAGAAACGCUGGUCGGCCGCUUCGCACGGCUCCCCUGGAGACGCGCGGUCACAGCGUGUGGCGGCUCCUGCGGGGACGUCUCCAACUGCGCCGAGUGCAGGCAUCUCUGGAGUUGGAGGGCCCUCGGGGUUUCUAAGAGUUCCCGCCGCAGCUGGAGGCAGCAAACGCUUCAUCACCCUCGGAACCCAGGGAGGUGUGCUGGGGUAUGGACCCGCAGGAGCGGGUGGCCCCCGCGGCGGCGGCUUGGUCCUCGAAGAUUCCACAGCUGGCGGCAUGCGCCGCAGCGGCCGCACCGGGCAAGGCCAGGGAGGCAUGCCAGACGACGGCGCCGGCCCCCUGGGUGAUCGCUACGGAGGCUGGCAGCAGGGCCCGCAAUCCUUUUAUGAUAGCGCCUACGGCCUGGUGCAGAUGCCACCGCGUGGGAGCAUAGGGACGGGAGGAUUCGGAGCCUACGGGGAAUACGGUGCAGACUGGAGCAUACCUGAGGCGCCAGGAGAACUCGAGGACGACGACAGGGGUGUCGUCGCGAUGCAAGAAGUUGUGGUGAGCUGCCUGCUGGAGUCCUUCUCGAUCACGGUGCGGCGGCUGGCUGUCUGGAACGUAUUGUACGUCCAGGAUGACUUCCCGUCAUUCGAUAAUCCCCCGAGGAUUCGGCCGCCUAUGAUGCCUACAGGGCAUCACGAAGCAGCUGUUGGUAGCAGGCUGCUGUCGGCCUCAGGUGGAGGCGCUGGCCAGGCCAUAGCGCAUGCAACCGGGACGGGUGGGAGUCGUGUGACAAGCCCCCGUGCCGCGGGUGACCGAACCUCAAGGGGUGUGCAUACGGGCGCGAACGCCGCAGGGAGCAGCCGAGCCGUUUCUACAGGCGACGUAGACGGUGCUGCCGCUACCGAUUCAGGAAGCAAGGCAGCUCGAGGCGCCCACGCAGUGCCACGCUUAGCUGUCCCUCCCGUGAAGUCGACGGAGAGAGCGAUCUCUGCGGCCGGCGGCAGUGGUUUCCGUCAUGGCGAAGAAAGCUUGGGCCCGUCCUCUCCCAUGGCAGACAGUCGCGGGAAAGGAAGUGCGCACCGACGCGGGUCCUCGAGCUCGCGCAACUCUGGGUCGCGAGCCCGAUCGGUUCUUGGUCAUGCCGCCAACGGCAUGCUAGGAGAGGCUGCAGAGCGCUCUGAGGAUCUCGAGGGCGAAGGCACGUCGGCGGGGGCGUCUCGUCCCGCAGUGCCGCAUCCAGUGCUUUCGUAUCUGCGAGGAUCCUCUCACUGCCAUCCGGCAGCGUUGGCAAGUGCUGCUGCUGUUACAGGAGCCCUGGCUGCGGCAGGUCACCACGGAUUCUUUGGACUGCACCCGUCCUCUUUGUUGGCUGGCAUAUCGACACGGCCGGGAGCCGCUCACGCAGCUCUGACAGCAGGGGCCAUAGCCGCAGCCGAUGCCGCGGCAGCGGUGGCGCGUCGUGGCUACCAGCGGCAACAGGUCGGCAUUGACGUGGCGUCAUCGGCCCAGCGCGGGCAGCGUUCCUCAGGAGGUGCAGCGCGGACGGCGGGAAGUGCUUGGGACGGAGUGGGGACCACUCGCAGCAGGUACAUCGGGGCAGCAGGUCUGGGGACUGGAGGCGUUGUAACGGGGGCAGCGCCGGAUUCUCCCUCUGGGUGGCUAGCGGAUGACCCCGCAGGGCAGGUCUAUCCGGGGGACUUUCCGCCCGAGUUGUUGGCAGCGCAGGCCGACGUACAAAAAACGGCUGGUAAUCUAAUGGGAGUGAAUGUGUUGCUUCAAGAGCUGUGGUGCGAUGAUUACGUGUCAAUGGCUCUGCCUAGCGUGCCGUUCUUCGCGCACGCGAUUGCGGCGCAGCAUGUCACUCCUCUUCUGUUGCCGGUCGUUGCCCGCACAACGUCUAGGGAGGAGCAAGCUUUUCUUAGGACGCAGCAGGAACAAGAGAAGCAGGAGUUCCAGAGAAAGCAGGAACUGCUGAGGCAACAACUUUUGGCUUACGAGCAGGCCACUCGGGCUCGUGCGCGCGGGAAGUCAGGAGGCGGCGACAGGAACUUGGCCGCUCUUCUCAGUCCGGGCCGCGGCGAAGCGGGGGUUUCUGUGGGGACAGGUGAGGCGAAGCGAUCGAAUUUGGCAAACGUCAGGUUCGACCCCGCGACUCAAUCGUAUACCACGCGGGCCCGUUUGUCUCGUGGAGCUAACGAAGGCCAAGACCACUCUCAGUCAAGAGACGAUCGCGGAAGCCGAAAGGCUUCGUGCGAGACAGAGGAGGAGCGUACAGGGGACACCGGGCAGGCGUCAAGAGCCACUCGCGGCCGAUCGUGUGCUAACGAUCCACACCUCACCGUUCUUUUCCGCUUGAAGGACUCGGUUUGCACCAGUCAGGAGGACGACCGCGGUGUCGGGGACCGGGAUGAACGUAACUCGAUAAUGUGCAAGGUGUCGGUGCACCCCACGUUCUGCUCUGUGGAUCCCUUCCUCAUGAGGACGGUGAUGCAGCUUGCAGGACCAGAGGGAGGUUUAGUGGGUGUUAUUGAACGGUUCAAAACAGAGCUCGGUCAGCGAAUUCGUAGCCAUAAAGACGCGACGUCAGGCCUCCGAGGUGGAUAUCCCACUUUUGGUCGCCAGCCAGGCGAGGAGGACGUCGCAGGCGGUUCCUGGGACGACCGCGGAGGCGGCACUGGUCACGUCCGCAGCGGAGACAGCGGAUUCGAAGGUGUGAGCAGCAAAGAGCAGGCUCCAGGCCCGCUGCCCCCCGAUGCCGGAGAGCCGGCGUCGCACGCGGCCGAGGGCGCCGGUCAUGCUAGCAAGGCAGCUGAGGCGCGCUCGCAAGCGGUGCCCGAAUAUUGGAACUUCUCUCAAGGCGGUGGAAGGCAACUCGCACUUCAGAACGGAGAGGCAGCAUUCGGCCCGGGCGGUACGGACGGAGAGCGUGGACGCUCCACGGAAGAGAAAAGUGGAUCUGGCGCAGCAGUGGCUGCGGAUCGCGUCGACCACAAGCUGUGGGGGAAGUCCUCGCAGACGUUCCGAGGAGCGGCGGCUUUCGCAACCACAUUUCUUGACCUUUUGCCAAAAAAUAUCUAUGUUUCGGUCGGGGUAGAGUCCCUACAGGUGUCGUUUCCUGCUGCUGCUGCAGUGCUUGGCUCUGCAAAAGUCCCCGCCUGGCUUCUCCCUUUCCCUACAAAGUAUCUGGCUCUGCCGGCUCAUCGCAUACCGCUGCGAGCCAUACCGUACUACCGACUAGGUUGCUGUACUGCCUUAACUCACUCGCCUACAAUAUGUCUCGACGUUAUCGCGACGGUAGCGUGCCAAUGCUCAGACGAGAAGGGGGACGAGAUCACCAGCAACGCUUUUUUCCACUAUCGGGUGUCUCCGGCAGCUCAAGGCGAUCGUCUGGGACGGCCUUACAGUCCUCUCAUGGCAAAAGGCGGAUACCCUCAACAUGAGGCAGCAUUUUACCCGAGUCGCCGAGGCGGUCCUGUCGCGGGAGGUUUCCCUCGCGCGUAUCCAGGGCAAGGCGGCUACACACAUGGUGUCGCAGAUCAUGUCUCUGGAACGCCUCCUGGUGCUGGCAACGGGCAGCCACCCCGCGGCGGCGGAGACGCUCUCUACGGCGGACAGGCGGUGACGGUAAAAGGCCGUGACAGUGUGCUGGGGGGGAGGUAUCCGGCUAAAGCUCUGUUGGGUUCUUCGUCACCGUAUGGGGCUUCAGCAGGUGCUCGCGGCCUGCCAGGUCGUAUCCCCUCGACCUAUGGAGACGGAGGUGUGUGGUACGCUGGCGGGGAGGCUGGUGCAGCGGGCUACGUGGGCUACGAUGCACGGGAUGAGGUCCACGGUGUUAGCCGUGGACCCUCUUCAGAGAGCGGAUCGGAGUCUGGAGGCUCGUCGGUUGGAUCUAUCUCGCUAGGCCUGCCUGUCUUCCGCGUGCAGCUGCUGGACCAGGCCCGAAUGCACGAUCUCAAUGCGCCUGACGCUGCGGAGGCUGUCGCAGCAGCUCGUGCUCAGAUCGUAGUGAAGCCGGAAGCGGAAAUGCCGCUCGAGUCUCGAACGCAGGCAGACGGGUCCGGUGUCCAGCGGCGAAGCCAAGUGAACCGUUCGUCUCGCCCCUCCGCCCGCAAGACUUCACGACGCAGGGGAGACACACAGGCGCCGUCUGGAAGCGCGUGGCGAGAGGGCGAACUUGGUCGAACUGGUGAAGAUACCGCGUCAACAGCGAUUCUGUUGCCCAUGAACGCGUGGCGUCCACCAGUGCUGGAUAUCCGUAUCGACAGGGUGGAGGUGAAGUUUGCGCCAGCUGAAGACACCUUCUCAGGAGACUGCGCGAGGAGCGACGGUGGAGCAUCGGAAGCGUUGCAGGUGACCCUCGACCUUUCAGUGGGAAACAUCACCAUAUUCACGCAAGAUGGGUCACGCCUUCUGCGCAACACAUCUUCUUUGCGGAGACUGUUCGCCAUCCCACUGAGUUCGCCUCCUCCUGGAGGCGCCACUCAGGGGGCGGGGGUCGCUUUUUCUUCGCCGUCUGCCAAUUGGUGGUCGCAGCAUGGCGGCGCUGGAAGUGCACGGCCUGGCGCUCCUGGAUGGUCUGGGUCUGGUCGCCAGGCACCGCCGCCUCCCGCAGCCAAGAAAGAGGCGCUGAGGUUCGGGCUGUCUUCGAUGCUUGCAGGACGUCUGGAGGACAAGUUUUUCGAGUUGUCGGUCAGGGGCUCUCCUGCUACCGUGGAAGCGAAAGGACGUGUAGCUAUGACGCGCAUAGAGACGCAGAUCAGCGUGCUUGUCGGUUGUGCUGAUUGGGUAUUUCUUUUCUUGGACUUCUUGAAGCAGCAACACAGGGCUGAGGUGAUCUAUCCCGCAAUCAAUUUUGGGUGCUGCUUCUCAACCGCCAUAUGCCCCUCGGGGACAGGAGUGAAGAAUCUUCUGAGCGAUCAAGUUUUCCUCCUGGAAGCAAGUGCUGCGGCCGAAGGCAGGAACGAGAUUCUCACUACAAACUCCUCUGUUGACGCCGGAGAACGUGAUGAUCGCAACGACAGUCCUCUUUGCCGCAGCGCUCCUCUCAGCUACAGCACGGAGUUCUUCGGAAACCUCGAGGAGUUUGAGAGGAACUCUGGUGGCACACAGUCGGCUGGUGGAGGGGGCGAGGAUACGUCUGUCAGCAGUAUUGCCGACAAGGAUAACUAUCUGGCCCGUGGCUCAGCUGGAGAAAGCUCCGUGGGUGGCUCCGAGGACCUCUUCAGCGGAGAUGACUGCAGCGUGGAGGCUUUCCUCGUGGGCCGGUCAGAGGCGCGCCACAACCACGAACAGAAGCAGCAGCUUCUCAGUAUGCUACGGCAACGACGAGGCCUGGGCUUGAUGAAGCUUAUGUUCCCUGCAUUUGAAUUGCCUCUGGAUUGCUGUACGCUUGGCAGUCUGGGCUUGCCUCCCCUCUUACCUCCUCUGCUCCCGCAGGAGUCUCUUGAACGCGUGGUGGAAGAGGCUCUAGUUUCGCGGCAGCCAGAAGCUCUCGGCAACGCGCCUGGCGGAGUUCUCGAGGCCCGCCGUGAUGGAGGGGGGGGCAGGGAUGCUGUGAAGGAAGAUGGGGAAGUCUCGGAAGCACCAGUGACUGCGAUCAAGACUCUCCACAGAAUGAGCACAAGCGGCCUGCUAGAGUUCCACAAGGGGAAGGUCAAGAAAUUUGGAAGUGCCGCCAAACGCGCGAUCGGCCAUGCCCCAGACAAGGUGACGGGUCUUUUCAGGCGUCCUGCGUAUGAGACAGGGGCUGCGCGAGGCCACGAUACCCGUGGUGCCUUCGGGAGACCUGCAGGCUUUGGCGUCCACGGUGUGGCUCGCGCGAGUCGCUCCGGAGCAGCAGCGGCCUCGGGCGGGCCGGCUGGGGGGGCGCCGACCCAGUUGCCGAUGGGGUACGCCGACGGUCGCGGCGGAUCCUGGACGCGCGGCGGAUCCUGGACGCGCGGCGCAUACAAGGGCGACAUGAAUCAACUGCGAAGCUGUGCCGGCCGUGGCCUGUGGACGGAAGACGCGAACGCUCAGGAAAUGGCGCAGAGCCCCACACUGUACGGCAUUCCCACCGACGCAGGCGCUUCCGAUAGCAGAGCCAUCGACGCUGGAGAUGAGGAUCCUUACGCGCAGUCCGAGGUGCCGAGCGAUGCCUCUGGGAAGCGCGCAACGGGUAGCAGGCGGAUAGGUCGGGACAGGCUGCGGCGAGUCGUGCGCAUCAGAGGUCUCUUUGGAAGAAAGAAGAACAAGGGCGGCGCAGGAGGCCGGCAGUCAAUAGAGCUAGACGACGACUCCCUUGAAGAUUACAGGGACAGAGAAGACGAUGAGCAGUCCGGUGGACGUAUGCGGCUCAACUCGCGUGCGUACGGAAGCGGUUUCAGGAGCAUCCAGAGGGCUUUUUCCUUCCCCAACUACCGAAAUCGGAGUGCCUCUGGAUCAGUGCCAAAGUCGUCCUUCUUCUCGCGCCCGCAACGCAAUGCGCGACGGAAUCAAACUUUGCAGCGACACAGCAUCCUCGGUCCUGUGCGCGGCGAGUUUGCCACCUACGACGCAUACGCAGAUGUCGUACGACCUGACGAGUUCGGCCUUCGCAACUUCCCAUAUGAGGAUGGCCUUCGGGCCUAUGCGCCUUACCGGGAUGCUGAGUGGCAGUCCAGUUACCGCAAUUUUGGAUGCAACGAUGGGCUGGUUGCAGCCGCCCGUCGGGGCACUCGUAUGCAACAGUCCUCUGCAGCCCCUGCGGCUCCAUCUCUCGCACGGGCGGCCGUCGUGACUGCUCUCAAGGGCAUUGGGGAUGCGGUUGCUGCAGCGAAGAAGAGAGGCAAAGCUGUCGAGGCUGCCAGCAUGUCCCAAAGACGGAAAGUUGUCGUCGUGGAACUCGACGGCGUGGAAGCGUGGUUGGUUCUUCCGCCGCCUGAAAUCCUGGCGCUACGGAAUUCCUUGCCGCCAGUUGGCGCAGUGGACACAGGAGCAGGGGUCUCGGCCGAGUCCGGCAUAGUUGCAUCGUCGGGCGCGACCAAAGGGGGCAGCAACACCAAUGCAAGAACAGCGACGCCCAGCACAGCGACUCCUGGGGGUGGAGACCUGUCUUCAAAGCCAGAGAACGACAAAGCGGGCAUUCUUGCAGAGAGGGCGCUCCUGUCGCUGGACGAAACGUCUUCCUCUGCUUCAGCGGAAUCUGCAUCGUUGUCCACAAAUACAAUUGUAGAGACCGACGAGAGCGACCGGACGAGCGCUACCAGCAGCUUAGCAGGCAGCGACGCCGCCGCGUCGUCAGUGUCGUCGGCUGGCUCGGAUGACGACAUCCUCUUGUCCGGAAUGUCGCCGUCUGUAUAUUCAGCUGUUUCGAUGCUUCCAAGACUGCAGAUUCUUUCCACUGCAUACAAGGUCGCUGGGUUUCUUUUAGACGAGGACCAGAGGAAAGACAGCAAAAACCGGCAGACUGUUGCAGUUGGGGCCUUGUUGUGUUGCUCCCUUAAUGUCCAGCAACUCGGCGCUGAAGUCGGCGCGGCCGUAGGUGUCCGCAGCUUAAGUAUGAUGAUUGGGACGCCAACGCCGUGUGAAGCUUUUAUCGACUUCGUGUCUCCUGGCCUUUCCCGAUACAUUCACCUGCCCACUUUCCACAAGCAAGCCGCGUGGUUCAACGCCGCUGCCUUGAGUCGGUACCCAGGGGGAGCAGCGGCGUACAGUAAUGCACACGCGGGCUCUGCAUGGCUCGACGGCGCCCUUGUGGGCGCGAAUGGCCCUGCCGCCCACCUCGGUCUACAGGCGCGGUCCCGAGCUUCAGACACCGCGAUGCAACAGGAGACGUUCGGCGGAGCUUUCCCGGGUGCAGGCCAGGGAGGAGUUGGAAUGGCGUAUAGCCGACUUGGAGGAGGCGCGCUAGAAUCGGCAAAUGGGCUGCCCGCCAUCAAAACUGGAGGCGGCGCGCCGCCGUCUCUAGGCGUGGCAGAGCUGCAAGAUACCGCGAGCGGCCCGCAGCAUGCGGGGACGAGAAGAGACCCGCAAAUGCCGCAAGGCAUUGAUCGAGGAGGGCGUCCAAUGCUUCAAGGACUUCCAGCUCUUCUAGAGGGUUUCAGUGGCGCAGUCUUGCUUCCCAACGUGCACAUCCGUACGGACCAUCUUCUUUCGGUUUCCCCGUCGUAUAUGGCUUUCGGAGGCGUCCCCGGGGCUGCCGGUCGCGUCGACCUCGAUAUCAACGAUCCCCAGGUCCACUUCUCUUUCGAGAUCUUCCAAGGCUUGGUGGAGAUGCACGCUCGCCUGGUGCAGGAGCUGGCCUCAGCGAAGAAAAGCAUAGGUCGUCGCUUGUCCGCCAGCGCUCAGAGCGCGUCGGUAGUCGCAGCCGUCCAGCGAGUCGCGGAAGCCGCUGCUCAUGCUGCUGCUGGAAGCAGCAGUUGCGGCGGGAGCGCGUCUUCUUCUGCACAGCGGCGCGUAUCCGUUGACUCAGUCUUCCGGAGUUCCGGCGGCGAAAUGCCAGAAGCGGCUGCUGCCCACCAGCAAGCGGGGCGCGACUCCACGGGCGGCGGUCCGGGCGGAGGCAGGCGAAGCGUCGACGGCGGUGCCCAGCAGCGCGGCGCCAGUAGCGAGCUUGGUCAACUCUUGUAUCCCCAUAUCUGCAAGAUUAUCACCAACUACAUUCUGCGGGUGGGAGACAACACCAUGGAGGGGCGGCUGCUUGCGCUGCUUGCCGCGUCUGUCACCAGGCUGAGCCAGGCUGUGUUUGCUGCGAAGCAGCCUAGAGCGGAGCCGGUGCGAUCAUCGACGCGCCCCAAAUUAGGAGGCCCGAACGGCGUUCCUGCGGUACUAGAGGAGUUUCAGAAAUCUGGGCUGAAACUCCCGACAGCUCGUCGAGGAAUGCCAGAUUACGAUUCUAUCGACCGCGCGUCCUCAAACAGCGAUUCGGUCUGCAGCGCCGUCACUGAAUGUCGGUCUCCUUCCGCGGCGAUUGGAGACUGGGAUGAAUCGAAUGGCUCUGGAGAGGGUCUGUUAGUGAAUCGAACAGCCACGUCGCCGCCCGGGUUGACCUCCAAGUUUUCUACCGCUCUGAAAGCGGAGGGCGAUGCAGACGACCUUGGUGCGGACCAAGUCCCGAAUGGCGCGACGCGUCAGUCUUCGUCGCUGCACCUGGGGAACGCCAGGAGUCCCCCGGCGAAUGGCGGAGACUCUCCGGGGCCUGUCCAGCACCGCUCUACGGUCUCAAGACUUGGUGCGGCUCUCGCAGUGUCACCGAGUGCUGCUUUGAUCGAUAGCCGUCCGACAACGGCGACGUCACCCGCCGCCGGGAUCUCCGGCGUCCCAGGCGGCCUCCGUUGUGCGAGCCGCUCUUCCCUGGAUGGCGCUGUUUCUCUGUACUAUGGCCAUGGUAGGAUGACCAUUGGCAGGGAGGAUGGGUACCUGGUUGGCGACGACAUGGAAGAGGACGACGACCUGGGUGAUUUCCAGGUUGGCAAGUUGAUGGAGGCCGUCGGAAUGAGCCCGGGCUCUGUACAAGCCGUGGGGGGAGGUGCCACGGGACCACCUACUGCGAGUCAAGGGCUUCUGACGCUUUCAGGAGACUCGAGUGGCUUCUACAGCUGGAUCGGCCUCCCCGCUGCUGAUGUGGACCGAUUGCCCGCGACGGGAGAGGCUGACGUGCAGAGCACGUCAAUUUUGGGCCAAGACGUCGAGUUCGAUGAUCCAAUUCACAAGAUUUUGGACUUUCUGCUGGCGUUGACAGAGUACAAAGUAGAAGGCGAGACCGAACUGGAUGUCCACCUGAGCGUCCGGGAGUGCACCAUGGAAUUCCAUGAUUCUCACGGUUCGCUCAUGAAGGUUCGCGUUCUCGUGGUGAAAGGUCAGGCCUACAUCCAUCCUCCGGUUCGCGGGCCGAAUGCUCUGAAGAGGUUCGGAGCGAAGAUGGAAGUCAUGAUCACGGGGUAUGACCCGAUGAGUAACUCCCAGGAAGAGAUUCUUCAUCCACUGACUGCUGCUGUCUCGAUGAAGCGUGAGUAUUCGGAUCCACUGGUUUCCGAUUGGUCUUGUCUGCACAUUCAGUCGUCUCUGGGAGGUGUGUCUUUCGACAUCAGCAGCGGCCUGCUCCAGCUCGUAUCGUACAUCAUCAAUACAGGGAAAGAGAUCCUAGACCGCGAAGAGGGGUGGCUGGGCACACACAACAGUCUCCGCGUGUACAACGAUCUCCACACGGAAAUCCUCGUUAUGCACAAACAGCGCACGCGGGAUAAGUCGAAGACCUGGCGGUUCCACAAGCUCUUGCCGAAUCAGUGGCUGGUGGCGCCGACGUCGCUGCUGUUCUUCUCCGUGCGGAAGUAUUUCCCGCGGGAACACACCGGAGAGGGGGACGAGAGAAGCGACAACGACACUGGCGUUCUGCGGAGCCCCUCCAUUCACCUGAACGGCGAGGACGACGUUCGAGGCUUCAUCGACAGUCUGAUGACUCUAGGCAGUAGUAGACAAAAAAAUCAGUGGCUGAAGUCUCAGGAGCGAGUGUUGCUAUUCUCGAGCACGCGCGCAACCCAGCAUCCUCUUGAACUCAUCGCUGAUGACAUGCCGCUUCUGGCUGGGGACGGCACCUCUGCUGGCGACCGCAGUGGGCCGCGGACCGCAGCUGAACAACUCCUCCAAGUCAUUCGGCGCGAGCCGGGCUGGUGCAACCUGGGUCGACUGCAUGCGGACUACUCCAACUGCCGGUGCUACUGCCUCCACAACGCGGGAUACAAAGUCCUUGUGGAGCCGUACGUCGACCGCCUGCGCGGCGUCUGGAGUCUGACCGUCGGCAGCUGUGUGCAGAUCCAAAACAGCUGCGCCAUGCCUCUUCGAAUCUACGAAGGCCGGAAUCGAAACUACCUGCAGAGCAUGGCUAGCAGCUGUUGUGGGCGCGGUGGACGCUUGGAGUGGAGGCGAAGCGACUUGGGCAGUUUCAUCGACAUCAUGCCGCAGUCGAGGCGCUCGGUUCCGCUCUCUUGGUUCGAGACAGGUCACCUGCCGGGCUUUGCGCCGCUGGUGGAACCCGACGCGUCUCUCGACGUCCUCUGGCGGAUGAAAGAUGAACAGGAUCGCCCACAAGGCAUCUGUGCUUGGCCAGGGCACGGGGCGACGUCGCUCACGCCCGUCCCCUUCUACACGUUGUACAAGCUCCUGAACAGGAAGAACGCUAGCGACAGCCGUCGCCUGGACCUGCCGCCGUUCACGCUUCAGCUUCGAGGGAUCCUCAUGUUCCACGGCUCCGUCGAUGUGACGGACGUCCCUUCUCAGCACACGAACCGCAUUGCCCACAAGUACGUUGUGAAGAUCGAGCCAAUGUUAACCAUCAAAAAUACGCUGCCGUUCCACAUUUCCAUACGCCUCUCUGUGCGGAACAGCCACCACAAGAGUCACGUUUCUCGAGCGCGGCGGCGAGAACCCCGAGGUUCGCAUCAUUCGGACGCUGACGGCAAUCCGACCCUCCAGGGCUUGCGUGCGGACUCGAAGGUUGAAGGUGCAGUCCCUUCUUCAGGCGGCAAUCGACUGAGCCUCCCAGUCAUAGCUAUCGGCGAACUCGCUGGCGCCGGAGCUGGAAAUCGCAGCUCAGCAAACGGUGGUCGCGGCGUCAGCAGUCCCGGCGGCGCCACUGGCUUCUCCAGGAAGCCCGCGGAAGCAGCCGACGAAGGCGACACCACUGCGAAGCUUGAGGGGCUGGAUAGUUGGGGAAAGCGGAAUUCGGAAGACAGGGAGCGGUCAGCAGAAACGAGGAUGGGCGGCUUUUUCGGAAACGUCGUGGGCGGCGGAAAAGGCAGGCUCAUGAUAGAGAGAAGACGGAAAGGCAGACAAACAGAUGCGAUGAAGCUCCUGGACAACAAAUGGGUCAAGGCAAAGAUCGGUCCACACGAGGUGUGGGGGGUCCCUGUUAGCGAACAGAGACUGUAUAUGAAGGUCUCCGUCCAUGGUGCGCCGCUGGAGAUCUUUGAAACGAAGCCGUUACCAGCAGAGUUUAUCAGUGAGGCGCAAACUCUCAUUAAUCCUCUGCGGUCCAAGCGCGAGAGUGGAGGCGACGCCGACGGAGAUGGCGACGGCGUCAGAUGCCCACCAGGAGCGCGAGGAUCGGGGGCAGCCGGCAACAGUGUGUCUCACUCGAAUCGGAAGAAAUCGUAUUUCAACCAGAGCCCCAGGUUGGUUUAUGAGUCUUCGCGGUUCUCCGUCUUCCUUCCCCACCAGGAAACGGUGACAGUCUCCCGCGUGCUUUACCACCGACGCGGAAACUUGCGGGCGCUGCUGCCCGAGUCCGCUAGACGCCUCGCUUUGGCAGACUUGGGGAUCAUAGCAGGACGCAAGCAUCGGGGGCGGGCUGCAGGACUCGACAUGUACGCUCAGAUGCAAGUCGCGGCCGACGUGAGCCGGCGACAAGUUACUAUUUUCAGUCCCUACUUUUUUGAGAAUCUGACAGACGCGACGCUUGCAAUCAACGGACUCAUUGUGCCCAGCAAAUGCAGGCUAUACUCAACAGAGGAAGACGCCAAAAAUCUGAUUCUCAAGGUCUUCAAGGUGGAUGCCCUAAGCAACCAGAUCCUGCACACGCCGCUCAGCAAGCGGAUGGAUCUUACCGGUAUCUCCACAGCGAGGCCGCCCAUCAGUCUUAGGUUCACGCCUGUGAAGCGGAAUAAAGGCAUUCGCUUUGCGUGGGGUAAAAAGCGCACGGAGAUAUGGAGCACAUCGAAUGCGUCGCUUCCCGAUACGCAGCUCUUGCGAGAAGGCGACAGACUGUCGGCCGAAAAGCUGAGACCCCUGAUGGAGCACACGGAUUCGUCAAGCGAGAAUCGAGACAACGGCAGCGAAGGAACACCUGGUGCGCUGCAUGCGGGCUUCAACGAAACUUGGCAGGCGCACGGAAGUCUGCGGGAUCACAGCGUGUCUGAAGAGGGCCAGACGGACUGGACAUACACCGACAGCGUCGACGACGAGCGAUCGGACAAGAACGGAGAAAGCGACGACGAAGACCAGGCAUUCACGCGCUGUGACUCUCUGGAGGCGACCUGCAGAGACCGAAGAGAGUUCAAGAGUGAGGUGAAGCGGGGCUCGAGUGUCCGGAUGCGCCGCGUUCCUAAAACAGUCGCCAGGCGAGGAGCCCUCAAUCUGCGGGAUCGGCUUAUGGGAAGAGGAAAGGUUAGUUUCGGUAAUGCGAAGCGGCAUCCGCCGAAAGGGAAUCUCGGCUCAAGGCAGCUCCGCGGUCGACGGCCCAGCAGCUGGUACGAAGAUUCUUACAGCCCAAACACACUGCGAGGGAAUCGAAGUCCCCCCAGCUCUCGCGAGGGAGCUCACUCUUUGUCAGCCGGUCGUCCUGACAGCAGUGGCGAAAGCGGCCCACUGGAGGAACGCAUUCCUUCGGUCAACGAGCAUCAGUCAAGGGGAAAGAGGCUGGUGGCGAACAUUCGGCGGCUCAGACGCGCGGAGGCGCUCAGAGCCUUGCAAGAGCAACAGCAGCGCAUGCGCCAACAGAAGCACGGAAGGACAACCGGAACUUUCCGCACUCACGUGGCGUCCUUCGCGGGCGCUGAGAGAGAUGACACUUUUUCCUUUGCCGAGACAGUUCCCCCAGAUUUGAGCUGCCCAGCGGGCGCCCCCUCGGCGGUCAGCGCUCCUGUCGGGACGGCGGCUGACAAGACCGCGGUGGGCGGCGGAAAGAUGGUACUGUGGAGCGGCAGCACAAGCAUCGUGAUGGGAUGUUGCACGCGUUACGCUGAGCUUCCCUACAACACGUCAAAGAUUGUCAGCUUCAUCAACCGGUACGAAUUCGUCUCUCAGCUCCCUUUCCCAGUAGUCGUACGAGACGUGAGGACAAAGGGAGGAGUCCUCGGCGUCAUGAGCGCCAGAGUGAAACAGCGCCUUUGUGAAAUGGUGCUGGUGCCUGGUCAGUCGAAAGCGUUCCACUCCAUGGAGUCUAAGGUCACCCUCACCCAUCCAGCCAGGACCCUGACAUCGCUUCCCUUCUCUCUCGUCCCGCCCCACGUGCCUUCCUCUUUCCAAGUCGAGCUGUUGCCCUCUGCUCCGGUCGGGGGAGUGGGAGCAGCGGGGUUUUCCGUGGGAAGCAACCAGCGGGCGAUCAUUGUUCAGGUUAACAUCGUGUCCGGGCUUUUCGGCGACGUGCCCGCCCUGCCUUACACAUACAACGGCCUCUUCCUCGUUUUGACGAUUCCAUCCUGUCCGCAGUUUCAAAUCUGCAACUUAACCAGGUACUCCCUGGCCUAUCUGCCGGGCGACACGACUCGCCAACAUCGGCAUCAGCUACAGGCAGGACAGACGCAAGGGACAAGUGCGAGCGUGGCAGGCACUGUAGCGGAGCAUGCGGGUCUUCAGGCAGCGGCGAUUUCAGCUGCGGGGGAAGCCGCGACAGACCCCGGCGCACCGGGAGCGCAAAAUAUGUACCCCCGCGGCUUAGCCCAGUCGCUGCGCGAGGGUAGGCUGGCGACAGGCGGAGGCGUGGGGACCGGCAGGGGGGCAAGAGGUCGCACGGGCGGCCACGCAGGAGGCGGCACGGAGAAGUCCACCGGCGCAGGCCCGACGACUUCCGCGCGGAUCGUCCCCCCUCACUCGGCCGUUCCAUACAUCCCGCCGGCCCAGAAGAAUAUCGAAAGCGUACGGGUUCACCUGCGGGUGGUCGAUGCUCAGCACUGUGCGUGGUCUACGCACUGUCUUGCGAACGUUGUAGACCGCCUCCAGCCCAUUGAGUUCGUUCCGCGUCGAGGCGUCCUGUCGUCGGCAGUUGGGCCUGAGCCGCUGCAUCUCCCUGGAGGCGAUGACCUCCGCGGCGUGUCCGCGGCUGGCGCCCAUCCGGGGGCUCCGCUCCGAGGCGUUGACAGCGUCGGCCCGAUUCCCUCGAUCUCGGUCGCUGCGCAGCAUGGCAUCGGCUCCUACCUCCUCCCGCCGUCUGCGCAGCCCACGCCCUCGUCCUCGCAGCAGCAGCUCAUGAGUCUCGCGGCGCUGAAGGGACUAACUGGCGGCGCUGACAUCCCCGCGACUGGCACAGCGAGCAGCCUUCCGCCAGUCAUGCAUGGACAGCGUCCAGUCAACUACCACGGCGGCGGACGGGGUGUCUCCACGAGCUCACUCCACAUUACCCCGCCUCCCGCAGUCUCCGCAACGACUCUGAGUAUCGUGGCGACAAGCCACCUGUCGCCGCGCCCUCAGAUGACCCGCUUCGGAGCCGUUGGCGGUCACUCCGGCGUGGACGGCGGCGGACCAGCAGGGGGCCCUGGCUCAGCCUACCGGAGCGGCGGCGCAGUGACGAAUGUCGGCCCGAUGGCAUCUGAUGGAGCCUACUUUCUGGGGCCUGCGUCCGCGGUGGGACCUGUGUCGUCGUCCGGCGUGGCGACGCCCACGACGGGCAUCGGAGGUGGUGGAGCCGCAGCCCCCGGAGAGCGUCUCCGGCAUCCCGCGACGGUGUUCCGAGGGACGGAGGUAGCCGGCGCAUCCAAUCUGCUGGCUCCGGGCGACAUCAGUGCUGGCGCCGCAAACACUGAACUGACACCCAGGAGGAGAGUCAAAAUCUCGAGUCACAAAGGAUCGCUUGCAGCGGAAACGCCCGUCACAGCGGUGUCCUUCGUGUCAGCGUCCCCUGCUGCUCCAUCUCAACAGAACCUGCCUGCAGCAGGGUCAUUCCAGCGAAAGAAGCUGUGGACGUUCCUUAUCGUUUCCAAUACAGGAUCGCGGCUGUUGAUGGUGUGUGAGUCUCGUCGCAUGGCGCAUAAAGUACGCGCAGGUCUGACAGGCCUGGAUGAGCACCUGGGUCACGCACAUGGGAAUGCCCCUGGGGACGGCAGACUCUCCUCCCAAAGGGCUUUGACGCCCAGCGCAGUCGCGCUGGCGCCCGUUGCGGCAGAGCCGGCCGCAAAUGGUCUGGAGCGCGUCUACGGUGGCAACACCUUCACGCUCUUCGAUGAUUCAUGGAGCGGAUGGGGCUGGGGAAGGCCAGCUGCAGGAGGCUGGGACAGCGCCACAGGGAGCCGGGAAAGCAUCUUUGGAAGUCUCGAAGAGUGGAUGCGAGGAAUUUCGUCUGACAUGUGCAGCGGGGACCUGGUGCCUUCUCUUAUGAAUUCCGCGGACUCCGCCUAUCUCUGGUUUGGACACCCUGCAAACCCCGCAAGAGGUCGCGGCCUCUGGGAGUUGCUGAUGCAGUCUGUGACGGAUCAGGAGGAUGAGGAUGCGGAGGAAGGCGCCAGGCAUGGCGACGGGGCUGUCGGUGACACCACAAGCGGAAGCGACAGUAAAGCCGCCAAGGGGAAGCCCCGAAAGGAGAAGAAACAGAAAAAGCAGAAAGCGCAGAGUGCGUUGCACAGGCCUCCUCCAUGGUUGGGACUCAGCUACGAGUUCCAUCUCCCCAGACUGACGAUGACUUGGAUUCAUCAAAAUGAAGUGGUGCUUGCUAUGCACAUGACGAAUUUCUCCGUGACGGGGUCCGUGAUGCCUAAAGACACGGAAGCGAUUCUGCGCGCGUACCCGAGCCUGACGCACACCGCUGCGCAGAAGAGAAAGCAGGUCGUGAUGGUUCCUAUGCGGGGUAUCGUGCAUGUCAGCGAUCUUCCGGGGUUCGAGAAUCGGCUGUCGCGGCGGAAGGAGAGGCGCCGCCGAAGGAGACGGCGUCGGCGGGAGCACGGCGACGCGUACAGCGGUGGGGGUGGCGGGCCUAGUGAAACGGCAGACGACGCCAGCGACGGAGACGACCCGAGCUCCUCGUCUGGUAGCGAGGGGGACGACGAGGUUCACGGCCACCGUCUACAGAGUGGCUUGACAACAAGCGGGAAGCGCAGGAAAGGAAAGAAAUCCCUUCAGCCGCCUGACUUCCGCAUGCUAAUGUUCACAAAUAGCACAGCGUCCGUCCUCCUGCAAAUCUCCAUGUUGCAUUUGGACCACUUCGUGAGAGGAGAUAUCCCCGUCAUCUUGAAAAAUACGCCGCCAAAGGACUCGAGACAGAAAGACGUUUUCCUCUGGUUCAACGUGCAGCGAUCCCUAGUGGAUCCCAGACAGGCCCCCAUGUACGACCUCAUCGAACUGAAGAUCAGCUCUUUGAGCGCCAACAUUGAGCUGCUGGUCAUUGAGCAGCUGAUUCAGCUGGCGGAAAAGGAAAUGCAGAUGUUGGAGAUCUUCCAGACAACGCGGCAACAAGUGUGUCCAGCCCUUCAGACCGCGAUGAAGUGUCGCGAGGCCGUGAAGGCGAUCGUGGAGCUUAGUACAUUCGAAAAGCAGCAUAAGCUUCUGCCUCAGUCGCAACACCUGUCUCCUGGCCUGGCCGUCGGGGCGCUGCCGGGGGCCGCGUAUACCCUAACUCAUCCCGGAGGGCCGUCGACGGUGUCUGCUGGGGGACUCAGUGGUGCGUCUCUGCGUGGAACUCCAGCCGUGACGACUUCAUCGCCGCAAAUGCUCCUGCCUGACCAAUCGUUCACUGGAACCGGCGCAGUUUCUCUCUCUCAGGCGGCUAACACAGGCGCGCUUGCAGCGGCCGCGGGAGGGGCUGGAGCGAGCAGCGGCCGAUCGGGAUGUGGAGGAGCGAGUCUGGGAGGCGCGCAGCAGCCCGAGUCGGUGGAACAAAUGCUUCGGCAGUUGCCCCUUCAUGUCCAGUACUACGCCGAGCCGCGCAUCCUCAUUUCCACGAAAGAUUCCCACGUCUUCGUGUACCCGAAUCCGCGGUGGGUCGAGCUGCAGGAUGCAGCCCCAGUGUAUCUGAAGCACCUGCGGAUUGGGCCCAUGGCGCUGACCGUAUCCAUCCGUACCAGUGAACACCGCAUCUCUCGCCAAGUGCUCCAUAUUGUCGACGCGCUGCCGCUCGAUACGCCUUACAUGAGCAUACAAAUCGCGAGUGAAAAGCGCCGCUUUAUUGUCUGCUCGUGGGACGAGCUGUUCUACUCUCUGCGCAACAGCUACAUGAGGCAAUUCAUUCGACAGUCUCUGCCGUCGGCCUGGAUGUCGAAUCCGUUUGCUUUCGCCAUGGGAUUCAUACGUGGCUGCGGAGCGCUCGUCAACCAGACGGUGAAGGGAGCGACGAGUGGAGGCAACGUAUUCGAGGGCCUCGUGACUGGCUUCCGCAUUGGUUUCAUCCUCUUCGUCAUCUACACAAUGGGAGGAAUCAUGCAGUCGCUCAGUCACAUCCUUAAUAUUCUCCAUAAACUGCUCGGCGGUAGCAGGCCGAGGCCAUAUGGCGUCUUGGAUGCGUUCUGGAAGGGCUUCAACGGCUUCCUCCUCGAUACCUUCUGGCGGCCGUGGGUAGCAAUCGCUACUGACCCCAUCGCGAGCGUGAACAGAGGCGACAGCUUCCCGAAGACAACAGCGCUGUUCAUAGUAUGUCUUCUCCGGUGUGCAUUCUCCCUUGUCUUCGGUUUGCUAAAUUUCCUGACUUCCAUCACCGAGGGUUUCUCCAACACCCUUAUCGGAGACUUCGAGCAGUUCACGCGUGUCCAAGAGCGGGCAGACCUCGACAAGAAACACAAACAAGCUCUACAGCAGAGUCACUCUCCACGUGCGGCUGGCAUGCUGGAUAGCGCCGGCGGUGUUGCGGGGUCACAGUCUGCGCCCUUCGGGACCGGAGGCCCUGCUUCGAGCUUUUACUCGCCUAGCGCUGCUGGCAGGCGCAGCACUGUGGGCUUUAUGGGACGUGGGGCUCCCUUCUUCGGGGGACAGGGCUUCGGCGGAGCUGGCGACAGGGCUGACGGCGCCGCGGCUGGGGGAGAAUGGGGACGACUCGGCAGCGUCUCUGGAUCGUUUGCCGACGGCGGUUUCCGAGGCGGGGCGGGAAGAGAGGUGCGAGUGCAUUUCGAGACCACAGGUCCGCGAAGAAGCAAACAAGGCCGCGAUGCCGCUGGAAUAGGGUCCCCCAGCGCGAGACACCGAGGCGGAGAAGGCGAUGCGGGCGACAGGGGGCGCAGAGAGAGGAAGAGACGGGACAGUUUUGGAUCAAGGUUUACCUCGGCGUUCAGGAAGAUGUCAUCUUCGAUGCCAGGCGCCUGA
Molecule: messenger RNA, 30696 nt
Organism: Besnoitia besnoiti
Lineage: Eukaryota; Apicomplexa; Conoidasida; Eucoccidiorida; Sarcocystidae
Exons: 26
Coding region: 1-30696 (10231 amino acids)
Source: RefSeq, a predicted model, not a curated record